Messenger RNA from Anopheles stephensi (Asian malaria mosquito), 2945 nucleotides. RefSeq names its product peroxisomal targeting signal 1 receptor (gene Pex5). Gene Ontology annotation, biological process: protein import into peroxisome matrix, docking. The record is from RefSeq and is a predicted model, not a curated record. Gene Ontology annotation, molecular function: protein binding. The coding region runs from base 534 to 2342 and encodes 602 amino acids. Gene Ontology annotation, cellular component: peroxisomal membrane; cytosol. The transcript has 3 exons. Lineage: Eukaryota; Metazoa; Arthropoda; Insecta; Diptera; Culicidae.
CAGCAAAAUAACUAUUUUGAUAACUUUGCACAAAAAAAAAAAAAACAAUAAUUCUGCACGGAAUUGGUAAACAGCACCAGCAACGUAGUGUUCCGGUUAAAAAAAAGAACAAGCAGAAACCGGGACACAGCAUCCCGGCCUUCGUGGCAAAGGUCAUCGUGAGAAGGAAAGGUGCAAGCAGUUCCGGUCGAAAGCUCAGCGACUGGAGACAGAUUCGUACCGCAAGCAAUAUAGAGUAGCUUCGACAUCAACGACCUAGGUGCCUGUUAUCAGUUUAUCAGUCAUUCCAAGAUCACUGCCGAAAAGGGGCAGCGAUAGGCGAAAUCCAGGCUUUUUGCCGCAAUAGCCUACCUAAGCUCAAGCUCAGUGCCUAACUCGAUGAUAUAUGUUGGUGGCGGGUUGGCAACGAACUAGCGAUCAAAAAAGGGGUGUCCGGAACAGGCCACCUUCUUCCGGCUGGUGGUAACAAUUGGUAAACCGGUCGGUUGAGCGACGUUCGCAUAAUCUUCGUUGUGCAUCGGAACAAAACGAAAAUGUCCUUUAAGGAUCUUGUCGAGCCGGAAUGUGGCGGUGCGAACCCGUUGAUGAAUCUAGGCCGGCAGGUGCGGCGAGAUGUUGCCCUACAGGAUGAAGGCCUGGCCGGUGGGCGUAGUUCGUUCGCCGGGGCGGAUCGUGAGCUCGUGAAGGAAUACAUGGACCAGAUUGCGCCCGGUCCACAGACCUUCCGGAUGGAUGAGCUGCUGAAAGAGAUGCGUGAAAUUGAUGCCCACAAUCAUCGGCAGCAGCAAAUGGUUGGGGUGGGCCGGUCGAUCGAUAUGGUAGGACCGGGUGGUGCCUGGGCGGAGGAGUUUCGUGCCGAUGCCACGCAACCGCGAGAGGAAAGCAAGCUUUCGAGUGUUUGGUCCCAAUCGCACUUGCCGCCGAUACAUGCAAAUUUGCGAGACGCAACGGAGCAGCAACAGCCCACAGUUCGGCAGGCGGCCAGUGACUUUAUGUAUCAGGCAUACCCCGGUCAAAUGUACAAUCCUAACAUACGCCAGAGUGAGUUUGUACGCUUUAUGGGUAAUGUAAGUGCGGGAAACGUUCGGAUUAACGAUGGAGGCGUCGAAGUGUCCAAUAGCGUGUGGGCGAACCGAUUCGACGAGCUGGAAGCGAGCUCGUCCAAGGGUAAAGUGGAGCAGCAGGAAAGUAAACCGGAGGAAGCCCAAAAGCAGGAGGAUGAUUGGGCGAAGGCGUUUGUGGAUGAGAAGCAGGAACAGGACGAAGCAUCGGAUAACUAUAACAAGCAAUUUUGGGAGCGACUGCAGGACGAGUGGCGAACGCUGUCGGAAAGCGAAGGCAAGCAUCCAUGGCUGUCCGAGUUUAACGAUUUCUACGAUCCCUUCAAGGAGUACAAAUUCGACGAAGAAAACCCAAUGACGGACGUGGAGAAUGCGUUCGAGAAGGGGAAAGCUUUCCUGGAGCAGGGUGACAUACCGAGUGCGGUCCUGUGCUUCGAAUCGGCCGUCAAGCAGGAUCCGGAAAAUCCGGAAAUUUGGGAACAACUUGGCUUUUCGCAGGCCGAGAACGAGAAGGAUCCGAAUGCGAUCGCCGCAUUUAACAAAGCGCUUUCCUUCAAUCCCAACAACAUGCCCGUGCUGAUGGCACUGGCCAUUUCGUACACGAACGAGGUGCUACAGAACAACGCCCUGCGGAUGCUGGUCCGUUGGAUGAAGUGCAACCCGAAGUACGAACAUCUCGUUCCGCCGGAGAUGCUCCAGGCACAGGACUCCCCCAUGGCUAGCUCGUUGAUGGGUGGACCGAAGCUGAAGGAUGUGCAGGACCUCUUCAUAAAGGCGGUGCAGCAAUCGCCGACGGAAAUCGAUGCCGACAUACAGGAAGCGCUGGGUGUACUGUUCAAUCUGUCGUCCGAGUACAACAAAGCGGUCGAUUGUUUCAAUGCGGUGCUGCAGGUACGCCCGGAAAGUUCGAAAGCCUGGAAUCGGCUCGGUGCCAGCCUGGCCAACGGGAAUCGUUCACUAGAGGCGGUCGAUGCGUAUCAGCGCGCGCUCGCCUACCAUCCCGGGUUUAUCCGGGCACGGUUCAACGUCGGUGUGAUUUGCGUCAAUCUGAAGGCGUACAAGGAGGCGGCCGAACAUCUGCUGACGGCGCUGAACCUUCAGGCCAACUCGGCCGUUCGUUCCGGGCUAAAGGUGCAAUCGAUGUCGAAUCAAAUGUCCAGUGCAAUCUGGAGCUUGCUGCGCAUGGUGCUGUCGCUGAUGAAUCGGAGCGAUCUGCAUACGGCCGUCGACAAUCGCGAUCUGGAGGUGUUGAAUCGCGAGUUUCCGAUGAGCAACGAUUAACGGACGGGCAAUGGGUGUAGUCGCAGGUGACGACUGGAUCGGCGGUGCGUAGGUUAGCGUUCAAACGUGGAUAUUUAGAUUCACCCCAGGCUGCAGUGCCCGAUGCAAUGCCGGGGUGCCGGGUAAUGGGACUUAGUGCAUAAGUACAAAUUCGACGGAGGUUGGAAUUGUGGGGAUUGGGUGAACGAGUUCUUGGAAAGGGGUUUGUUUUACGGGGUGUUUGUCGAAGCGACGGAAAAAGGGUUUAUGUUGAACAUAUUUCGUUACGAACGAUUGUGUGUGUCUUUGGUUUUCCGUUUUGCUAGUAAAAUUAUAAUAGGGAAGCAAGGGCGAAGGGGAAGCCGCAUGUGGGCACAAUUACACUCGGCGGAGCGUGCAUAAACGUUUAGGCUUCGAAAGCAAUGCAACAAAAUUUAAUAUACAAGUACCUAAAACAUAAAGGCAAGGAAUUUCGUUGGGGCACAGGGAGGUGUAGAGAGUGAUUAACAAGUGUAUGCUGCCAGCACGCUAAAGAGAGGGUUUGAAGAAGCUCCCAACAUUUUACUACUAGAUAAAUAUAUAUAUUAUUAUUGAUGCAAUAUCCUGGUUGAGAGCAAGGGAAAA